CGGCCGUCCCCCGGGAGCGGUGUGGAGGGACGGCGCCUGCUCCUGAGUCAGCAGCGGGAGGAGGCGGGCGGCACUUCGCCGCCCUGCCCGGCCCCGCUCCCAGCUGCCGGCGCCGAGCGCCCGCGGGAGGAAGGGGGCGGCGGGGCCGUGCCGGCUCCUGCCCUCCUUCGCCUCCAGCUCUCCUUAUAAUUUACUCAAGCUUCUCCAGAAGCAUCAACCUACACCUGCAAAUUGUACCUCUGCUGCAUAAGGAUGCCUCGUGCUUGAUGGACACAGGAGGGAACCAAACAGUAUAAGAGGAAACCGAUGUUAAGACCUAGAAUUUCGACACAAAUGAAAAAGUGGUUGUCACUGCCUUCGUGGUGCAGUAUGGCAUUCGGACCUGGUGUUCUCUGCCUGCUCCUAUGGGCAAUAACAGGUUCCAGUUGUGAGCAGUGCAGAGAAGGAGCCACGUACUCAGGUGCAGUAAUAUCUCCCAACUUAGAAACCACUAAAAUUAUGCGAGUUCCUCAUGCCAUGUCAGUGUCCGACUGCAUCGCAGCUUGUUGUGACCUCUCUGGUUGUGACUUGUCCUGGAUGUUUGAACAACGUUGUUACAUCGUGAACUGCCAACAGGAAGAGAAUUGUAAACCUAAAAAAAUUGAAACUGUGAAGUCCUAUCUUACUUUUGUGCUGAGGCCUUCUCAGAGGCGAGCCUCGCUGCUAGGAUUUGGGCAAGUGAUCCCAAGCAUGGUCCACUCUCUGGGACACCAGAAUGAGCCAUCUGAGGAAGUGAGUAGCCUGAAGAAGCUGUCUCUGCUUGGCAAAGAUCCCAGCCUUGAGGAGAUACCUGAAUACAUUGAUGAUUAUAAAGAGUUGGAGGAGGACCCAUUUCAGAUGGGCAUCAAACAUGAGCAGAAGGAGAGCACAGAUUAUGCUGACUGGGGCCUGAUGAUGGCAGGUGAAAAUGGCUUCAAUGCUUCCACAAGUGAUGACGGAGAUAACCAGGAAGACUUUGCUGAAAAGAAAGGGGAGGCUGUGAAGGUGGAAAGCCUUUCAAAUAAAAACGUCUCUGAAUUGAACUCUGUCGCUGAACACUCCACAGACAGGUUGUCAUCCCUCCUGGAGAUUACACCAUUCCCUGGGAAGACAUUUGAAAGGGAAGCAGCUGUUCAACUUCUUGCACAACCUGAUGAUGCUUUGCAAAAAGAGGCUGCUACACCUUCCUCUUCUUCAAAUAAAUUGGAUUUCUUCCCCGGUGUGUCAGAGAAAACCCAGACUCCCACAGUGUCCCCAGAGAAUGUCACUGAAGGUGGGAUCAUGUUACUUCCCACUAAUACUGUGCCGUCUGAGCCCAUGCAGCAGUUCACGCCACCUGCUACUGCUGCUAAAGCAGAUACAGUAAAAGAACUUAUUGUGUCUGCUGGAGAUAACAUACAAGUGAUGUUACCCAAAAAUGAGGUUGAACUGAAUGCCUUUGCCGUCCCACCACCAUCUACAGAAACAGCUUACACCUAUGAGUGGAGCCUUAUCAGCCACCCUGCUGACUACGGUGGUGAAAUGGAGCACAGGCACAGCCAGACUUUGAAGCUCUCUCAUUUAUCAGUGGGACUUUACGCCUUCAAAGUGACAGUUUCUGGUGUAAAUGCCUUUGGUGAAGGUUUUGUAAAUGUCACAGUCAAACCAGCCCUCAGAGUCAACCAGCCGCCUGUCGCUGUUGCUUCCCCCAAAGUGCAAGAAGUUUCUUUGCCUACAACUUCCACCUUCAUCGAUGGCAGUCAAAGUAUAGAUGAUAUGAAGAUAGUGAGUUACCACUGGGAAGAAAUUAAAGGUCCCUUGCGAGAGCAGAAGGCAUCUGCUGACACACCUGUCUUGCACUUGUCUAACCUUGUUCCUGGAAACUACACUUUCAGACUCACAGUGAUUGAUUCAGAUGGAGCAGCCAACUCCACCAUUGCUUUUCUGACUGUCAACAAACCAGUGGAUUACCCACCUAUUGCUAAUGCAGGACCUAAUCAGGCAGUCACCUUGCCCCAGAACUUCAUCACGCUAAAUGGAAACCAAAGCAGUGACGACCAUGAAAUUGUCAGCUAUGAGUGGUCCCUCAGUCCCAAAAGCAAAGGCAAGGUUGUAGCAAUGCAGGGAGUGCGGACACCGUACCUCCAGUUAUCUGCAAUGCAGGAAGGAGAUUACACGUUUCAGCUGACUGUCACAGACUCUGCAAGGCAGCGGUCCACGGCUGAGGUCACACUCAUCGUGCAGCCUGAAAAUAACAGUCCUCCAGUAGCAGUGGCUGGCCCUGACAAAGAAUUGACCUUCCCAGUAGAAAGUGCUACACUGGAUGGAAGCAAAAGCCAAGAUGACCAAGGCAUUGUCUUCUAUCAUUGGGAAAAUAUCAGUGGACCAAGCUCUGUACAGAUGGAAAAUGAUGACAAAGCAAUAGCAACUGUGACGGGUCUUCAAGUUGGUACCUAUCGCUUCAGGCUGACUGUGAAAGACCAGCAGGGCUUAAGCAGUGCAUCUGUGCUGUCUAUAACUGUGAAGGAAGAAAACAACAGUCCACCUCGGGCGCACGCUGGUGGGAAACAUGUUCUCGUGCUUCCAAAUAACUCUGUUACCUUGGAUGGCUCAAGAUCUGCUGAUGACCAGGGGAUUGUGUCAUAUUUGUGGAUUCGGGACGGUCAAAGCCCAGCAGCUGGGGAUGUGAUCCAUGGCUCGGACCACGAGGCAGUACUGCAGCUAACUAAUCUGGUGGAAGGAACCUAUACUUUCCACUUGAAAGUGACGGAUGCUAAAGGAGACUCAGAUGUUGAUUCAGCAACUGUUGAAGUGCGGCCUGAUCCCAAAAGGAAUGGUCUGGUGGAGCUGAUUCUGCAGGUUGGAGUGGGACAGCUGAGUGAACAGCAGAAGGACACUCUGGUGAGACAGCUGGCUGUAUUGCUGAAUGUUUUGGAUUCAGAUAUCAAAGUUCAGAAGAUACAAGCCUACUCAGAUAUAAGCACCGCAGUUGUGUUCUACGUGCAGAACGGGCAUCCUUCCACGGUGAUCAAGGCAUCAGAUGUCUCAAGAACUCUGCACGUGCAGCUCUUGAAACAGAAGGCUGACUUCCUGCUCUUUAAAGUCCUGCGAGUUGACACGGCUGCCUGUCUUUUGAAAUGCUCUGGACAUGGGCACUGUGACCCCAUAACAAAGCGCUGCAUUUGCUACCAGCUGUGGAUGGAAAACUUGAUACAUCGUUAUCUAAAUGAUGGAGAGAGUAAUUGUGAGUGGAGUAUACUCUAUGUGACUGUAUCUGUUUUUAUUUUGAUUGUGGUCAUGGUAGGGCUUGCCUGGUUCUGCAUCUGCUGCUGCAAGAGCAGAAAGAGGACAAAGAUAAGAAGGAAAACAAAAUAUACCAUCCUAGAUAACAUAGAUGAGCAGGAGAGAAUGGAACUACGACCCAAAUACGGUAUAAAACACAGAAGUACAGAGCACAACUCCAGUCUGAUGGUCUCUGAGUCAGAGUUUGACAGUGAUCAGGACACUAUCUUCAGCAGAGAAAAGAUUGAAAGAGAGAAUCCUAGAACACUUAUGAAUGGAUCCAUCAGAAAUGGAGUUUCCUUCAACUACAGCUCCAAAGACAGAUAACUGAAUGAGGGUAAAAGCACAGAACAUGCUGGUGCAACACAUCUGAAACAUGUUGGCUCACCUCUGUUUUUUCUAGAACCAAAAGCUUCCUAAAUUAUCAAUUAAUUGCAGAUGAAAGGGUAAAUUUUUAACACAGGUAGAGGAAGGAAGAAUGAAGGAAGAAAGAUUAGAUGGUCCACUAACUCCUCUUGUCACCAUUAUAGGAACAAGGAAAAGCACAUCUUAUUUCUUCCAUGUUCCAUGCUGAAUGUUUGUCUGAACUUCUUUUUUCUAUGUCACUGCUACAAAAUUAACCAGGGCUGUUGUGCUACAGACUGUGAUAACUAACAAUGGCAUAUCGAUUCAUGUCCUGUGCUCCUAGCACUCUCUUGGAGAAGCAGUGUGGUUUAUAACAGCAAAAGCCAAUAUAGAUAAAUUCCAUUACAACUAUAGAGAGUAAUAUGUGGCCACAGACUCCAUCUUAAUUUUCAGUUCAGGAUGGAAACACAAAGUGCAUUUUUAGUGCAUUGUGUUUAUCUGACUGUGCUUUGUGAAUUCUUUUUCUAGGGUGGAAAUUCUUUUCUAGGGAAUUCUUUUUCAUGAGGUGGAAAUGUCUUUGUUUUGUUUUAGAGAAAGUUUUCCCCUGUAUUUUCAUAGGAGGUAUGAUGUCUACAGGAAAGUCCAGCCUUAGGCUGAUUCUGUAAUGGUGAAAGUGCUUUAUCUAUGCCGUGUCCAUCCAGGAAACUGUAGCACCUUCAGAAGCAUUUUAAGCAUCUCAAGCAACCUUUUGCUUAGACAUCACUUUUGAGGAGCUCUGAACCUUCUAAGACUAAACACUCAGCCGAGACAAGUUUUCAUCUGUCAGCCUUAGUGCUCAGUUAAAGAACGUGCCAGGCACUUGUGUAGUGAAAUGCUUGUGGCAAAUACCGUGUGUGAAGCAGGAGGUUCAACACUUACCUUCAUUGUCAUGGGAAUUGGUACUGAACAAGGUUUUAGCUUGAACAUUAAACUGUUUUGCUUCUUCCUCUGUGGCUGUUCAGUGACUGGAUGUGUUGACCUAAAGAGAUCCUUUCAGGUUUUUGGCAAGGGUAGGUGUAUUGAAGUUCUUAAAAUCCUGUUCACAGUCUGGAUAAUUUCUUCACAGCCUGCUUGUUAGGCUUUAAAAUCAUGCCCCCACAAUACUGUCCUUAAAAUCCCAAACUGAAGACCUGGCUUUUAUACAUAAGCCUCACUUGGUGGGGACAUCUGUGUCAGUGGUACUAUUUAGCCAUGACGUCAGCUUUUCCUGGGGGUACUCUACUGAUGUGCUGGAGUCUUGGGCUGAGAUGGAGGAAUGAUGUGUUUCAAUGGAGAAAACAUUCCUCUGGGAGCAUUUUGGAGAGAGUUUUUUUGGUUUUAGUCCAGAAGUAGAGAACCCAAUAUUGGAGAAGGACGAAACAGUAUAGAGAUCAAGGGGAGCAGCAUAGAAGGCUCAGGGAGGGUAUAUAGCCCAUCUCCAUCAUGAAGAAUAAUUUAGUGGAGAAUUUUAGGGCUUUCUCCAUCUCUUCUUAGAAGUCUGAGAGACCAGAGUAGCUGAGUUGAACACUGGGGCUUCUGUGCUUCUCUUGUUAAUGGAGUUGGGCAACUAGGUUGGAAGGAAUCAGUAGUCAAAAGUUGCAGCAACACGGCACACUCAUAACUUGUUUCAUACCUUUGAUUCUCAAAUGCAGCCAGCAAGAGUCCAUAAGGCUACUAAUACAGCACUGAGGAAUACUUAUCCUGUGCCCAGCCCUGCAUUUCUCUGAAGAGCUUUGUGUGGCUGCAGGAGUCAUCGUGGAGGGAGAGACUGUGAAGAGCUAAAAAGGGCUAGCGCAGGUGUUGUCUAUGAUUUUUCCCAUACCCACCAGCAAGGUGCAGUAUAAAUGGUAUGAUUUGCUUUCUUCAGAAACCAAUUUCAACUCUGUGUAUGGGGGGUUUAGCAUAUUUAUUGAAACAAAUCUACUUUAUCACACUCUCCCCCUUCUUGAGAGUGUGUGUGUAUAUGUAUAUAUAUUUUUAAAUAACUUGGUCAAUAAAAGCAAGGUCAGCUUCUGAUGUCUUUCAGUUUCUGCUCCAGAUGUGUUAACGUAAUAAUGCAGUGUUUACUUUAAAGUAUUCCUGAAUAAAGUUAAGGCCCACUCAAAAUACUGAUUUUUUUUUCAUUUGAAAUUCAAAUGUUGGGCUUAAUCCAUUCUGCACAACUUCCCAGAAUGUUCCAGCAGGAAUCGUGCUCAUGGACACAUGCAUUUUUAAACAAGCAAACAAGUUGCUUAAGCAGUUUCAACUUUGUAUUUGCCAUGCUGCCAUUAAUGCUUCUGCUAAAUACUCUCUCCAGUGUGCCUUUAUCUAUAAAUUUACCUUUUAGGACAUGGCGGUGCAGUCAGCAGCAUCCAUCAGUUUUGUAAGAUCAGUCACUUUAUAUGUUUUGGGUUUAUUUUAUGUUUAAAGUCAGUGCCAAAGGCUAGGAGGUUGUUCUUUCAAGGAAUUAAAAUUCAGACAUCUUUUUAUGAAAAAUAAAAAAAAAAAAAAAACCAAACCAAAAAAACAACCAAACAAAAAAACCGAAACCCAACCAACCAAACCAAAAAAACCAACCAAAUAAAAACCCCAAAACAAAAACCCAAACCAAACCCUAAAACUAAAGGUCGAUUCUCUAGUAAAACAAGUACAAGAAUCAGGUUUUUCUUGUUCAGGUCUUCUCUCCCUCUGUCAGAUACAUCACAUAUAAGUAGUGUUCAGGCAUCUGUUUUGUGCUGACAGCUGUUUGCUUAUAGGGUAUCAAUUUUGCUUUUCUUGGUCUCUGUGGGCAAACAGAAGUGUGCACACAUACAAGGAACUUAACAGUGUGUGAACUUAACAGAGAGAGAGUGAGUGGGUGCAUGUGUUCUCUGUGCUGGAUGCACACUUUCCUUAAAUAUUCUGAUGGUCUUGAAAUAAUUGAGUUUAGGCAAAUGUCCUGUUUCUGCUUUUAGCCUUAAGUGAAAUUAGUUUUCCCCCCCAGUAUACUGCUAAUGGGCAGUAGUCAGAUGGAGCUUUGGGAUGGUGGUAAUAAAAUGACAUUUAGUGUAGUCUUCUGCCAUUUAUUUGAGGUUUGAGAGAGGUAAACAUUCCUCUAGAAGAAGGAAAAUGGGAUAGAGAGGUGAAUUCGUUUCUUAAUAUCAGUUAUUGCUUAUCAUUGAUCCUAUCUAGAAUAUUAAUCCCAUAUUUCUGCAGCAAAGAAAAACCCGUUUCACGUUCCUUUUAUAUCCUGAACUCCCCAAGGCAAAGGAGAGAAAUAAAAAGUUUAGAAUUAAAUUUUAAAAAGGAGGCAGCAAAGGCAAAUAAUUCUUGCACAGGCUAUGAAUCAAGUGCAGAUGAGCUGCAAAUCUGUAGUUUGUCUCUGUAUGGAAGCACUUCUCCCUGUGGGUGGAUGGGUGAGUUAUUACAGAACUUAUAUUAGGAACCUGUUUCUAGAAAAUGUUAUUUAUUGCAAUUGCUAUUGUAUUGUAACUGGAACUGUUUCCGAGCUGAAAUUGCUACAUUUAUGUAACUAAUAAAUUUUUGUCUUUCCUUUUAGGAACUUGUCAGGUACUCUUUUAGGCAUGGUGUACUGUAUUGGACUCAACACUCAGGUCAGGCUAAUAGACAUACAUUGUAUACCAUAGCUUAUGUCUGUACUCAAACACAAAAGCAGUGCAAUAGCUGAUCCCUUCCUUUCCUACUGACAGAAGCAUCUUCUUCGACAGAGGUGACAUAAUUCAGUACAUCAGAGAGCAGGAAAAAAAUAAUUUACUGCAGUUCACAGUAGGUUUUCCUGUGGUGCUUGUCCUUACUUGGUUUAAUUGGCUGUGUGUAAAUAAUCACCAGCUGUCAUACCGAGUGUGGUAAUUUCACAAGUUUUGUGGCUUACUCUAUAACAAAUCCAGUAUCUGAGAGCGUUUGUCAGUACAAUGGCUGCUUUGCAGUAAUCAGUGUGCAAUAUAAACCAAAAUACUGUGUUAGAUAGAGGCAGGUUUUGCUGCCUGUUUCUGAACUUCAAAAGAAAAAGUGCUUGCCAUCAGUGUGUGUGAAGUUUGUGCUAAUUUGUGAUAAUAAAAGGUACUAUGAGA
Messenger RNA from Pipra filicauda (Wire-tailed manakin), 7691 nucleotides. Its product is annotated as KIAA0319 ortholog. Lineage: Eukaryota; Metazoa; Chordata; Aves; Passeriformes; Pipridae. The record is from RefSeq and is a predicted model, not a curated record. Gene Ontology annotation, cellular component: cytoplasmic vesicle; plasma membrane. Gene Ontology annotation, molecular function: calcium ion binding. Gene Ontology annotation, biological process: negative regulation of dendrite development; homophilic cell-cell adhesion; neuron migration. The transcript has 22 exons. The coding region runs from base 307 to 3606 and encodes 1099 amino acids.